AUGGACAACCUUGUCGGGUGCCUCUAUUUAGCGGCGGGGACGGAGCGAGGCGGGCCUAGCAUUGUGACGGAGGGCGCCUUGAUCCCGCCCCGCGCGGCCCAGAGAGGCCCUGCUGCCGCCACCGCUCCCGGCUGCUCUUGCCGCCCGCCGCCGCCGCCGCCGCUUCUUCUCCCUGGCUGCAGGAAGGAGGCGAAGGCGCCCUCCCGGGGGCGGCUACGAUGGCGGCGGCGCUGCGGACGGGCCCCCAACAACAGCAGCAGCAGCGGGCUGAAGCGGCGGGGGGGGGCGCCGGGCGAUAAGCCCCCCACGGCUCCCCCCCCCUUCCCCCCCCCGGGGACGGGCAGGAGGGGGGCGCUGCGGGUGCCCAGCCUCUUCGUCAUCGACGCCAUCUUCAACUCGUCCCCGGUGCUUCCCGGAGACUCCCUGUGGGUCGGCCUCCUGGGGGGGCUGCUGCGGCUGCUGGGUGUCUUUGUAUCCAGCAUCGUCCUCGUUCUUUCACAAAGAUCCCUUUUCCAGUUUUAUAUGAUCAGCUCUGCACUUCUGCUGGCCGCAACAUCAGUGUUGGUGAACUAUUACGCUUUUUUGCACAUAAACUUCCACAGUGCCUAUUACACGGGAGCAUUCGAAGUCCAGCUCCUGCCUCAUAAAGGACCUUCCCUGUGGAUGGCACUCUCUAUCCUUCAGCUUGCCUUUGGAAUUGGCUACGUUGCACUGUUAAAUAUCCAGUCCAUAUACUCUCAACUGAUCAUACUGGAUUUAUUGAUUCCUGUUGUAGGCUUGAUCAUUGAAUUACCUUUACACAUCAGGCAGACUCUAGUCUUUAUCUCAGGCUUCGUUGUGACAUUUUAUACCCUGGCCAUUUUAGUGUCUAAAAUGAAACGGUUCUACUACUCCACACGGUAUGUCUAUCUCCUCGUAAGGCACAUGUAUCGCAUUUAUGGAUUACAGUUGUUGUUGGAAGAUACGUGGAAAAGGAUUCGUUUCCCAACCGUACUGCGUGUCUUUUGGCUCACAAGACUCACGGCCCAAGCUGCAGUGCUAAUUUAUGUUGUCAAGAUGGCAGAAACUAAUUCAGGCACGAAAUCAUAUGUGAUUUCUUGGGAUAGCUUUUGGGAAGUGCUUUGCAGCCUUAUCAUCAGUGGGUGUGAUUCUACUUUAACUGUAUUAGGCAUGAGCGCUGUGAUUUCCUCUGUGGCUCAUUAUCUAGGGCUUGGCAUUUUGGCCUUUAUAGGUUCGACUGAUGAAGAUGACAAGAGGCUUGGUUUUGUGGCCCCUGUUCUAUUUUUCAUUUUGGCUCUGCAGACUGGUUUAAGUGGGCUAAAGCCGGAAGAGAGACUAGUGCGCUUGAGUCGAAACAUGUGCCUUUUGCUAACUGCAGUCCUGCAUUUUAUCCACGGGAUGACCGAUCCUGUCCUGAUGUCCCUGAGUGCCUCCCACGUGUCCUCCUUCCGCAGACACUUCCCCGUACUCUUUGUCUCAGCUUGCCUCUUUGCUCUUCCAAUUUUGCUCAGCUACAUCCUUUGGCACCACUAUGCACUAAAUACAUGGCUGUUUGCAGUUACAGCCUUCUGUGUGGAGCUCUGCCUGAAGGUUAUAGUUUCUAUCACUGUGUAUGUACUGUUCAUGAUUGAUGGCUACUAUAAUGUCCUAUGGGAAAAGCUUGAUGAUUACGUCUACUACGUUCGAUCGACAGGCAAUAUUAUUGAGUUCAUAUUUGGACUCAUAAUGUUUGGGAAUGGCGCUUACACCAUGGUAUUUGAAUCAGGAAGUAAAAUCCGGGCAUGUAUGAUGUGUCUGCAUGCCUAUUUCAACAUCUACUUGCAAGCUAAGAACGGGUGGAAGACGUUCAUAAAUCGCAGGACUGCGGUUAAGAAAAUCAACUCGCUUCCCGAAGUCAAAGGAGAGCGAUUACGUGAAAUAGACGACGUGUGUGCAAUCUGCUACCACGAGUUUACUACGUCUGCUCGUAUUACUCCAUGCAAUCACUACUUCCAUGCACUUUGCCUUCGGAAAUGGCUCUAUAUUCAAGACACUUGUCCAAUGUGCCACCAGAAAGUUUAUAUUGAGGAUAAGGAGAACACCAAUGCCUCAAACAAUAACGGCUUUGUUGCACGUGACGAAAACGUACCUAAUGAAAAUGUUGAAGACAGUGACGGUACCGACAGUGAGGAGGAGGAAGAGACCGACGGCUUGACUUAGCCCGUUAUUGCAGUUCUCUGAACAUCAAACCUGGUGGUUUAAAAUGUCAUGUACUGAACACUGCAGGUGUGUGUUAAUAGUGACUUUCAACAAUGGAAUAAAAGUUUCACUUCAUCAGUGUGUAUCUAAGCACAAGAACAGUAUCUCAAAAUGUUGAAUCUGUGAAUGGGGUUGUCAGUUUACUGUGAUGUGCUACUGUAAAUAUACCUCUGAUUACUGCUGGUCUCUUUUGUGACCACGUUACAUUUUAUGUACAUUAUUGUACAUGGAAUAAAAUGUUUUUGCUUAUUUUUUAAAAAAAGCUGAACAAAAACCAUUCUUAAUUGGUAGUGCAAAUUAUAGUGUGUACACUGUGUCAAGAAGUUCAUGCAGAUUGGUUAAUUUUAAGCUGAUAGUUUUGAAGAUGCUCUGAUUCAUUUUCAGGGUUUCAGGAAGGAACCAUAUAGAGCAAAUAAAAGCAAAUUAAAAUCUAAUUUAAAACCUUACCAAAGCAUCGUUCCUGUCUUGAGAGGAAAAAAAAAUAAAAGUGUUAGGCUAAUCUCAACAGUGUUACUGAUGCGGCUUAGCAUUUGUGGAGAGGAGAAAUAUGGAGAUAAACAGU
Messenger RNA from Gekko japonicus, 2800 nucleotides. RefSeq names its product ring finger protein 139 (gene RNF139). NCBI's taxonomy places the organism in Eukaryota, Metazoa, Chordata, Lepidosauria, Squamata, Gekkonidae. The coding region runs from base 1 to 2199 and encodes 732 amino acids. Gene Ontology annotation, biological process: ERAD pathway. The transcript is spliced from 3 exons. Gene Ontology annotation, cellular component: endoplasmic reticulum; endomembrane system. Gene Ontology annotation, molecular function: zinc ion binding; ubiquitin protein ligase activity. The record is from RefSeq and is a predicted model, not a curated record.